Molecule: messenger RNA, 1585 nt
Organism: Formica exsecta
Lineage: Eukaryota; Metazoa; Arthropoda; Insecta; Hymenoptera; Formicidae
Product: D-beta-hydroxybutyrate dehydrogenase, mitochondrial-like
Exons: 6
Coding region: 229-1329 (366 amino acids)
Source: RefSeq, a predicted model, not a curated record
AAUUACUUGAUUAUAAAUAUUCGAUACAAAUAUUUUAAUUUGCUAGGAUCUUUGAACUUAGGACACAGCACUGUAGUUAAAUUUAGAUCAGUGAGACUAGACACUGUUUUAAGUUUAAAGUUAGCUCAGACAUAGCCCAGUUAGGGCUCCUAGGUGAGCCACAGAAUUCAUUCGAAUGGAGUCAAUCACAUUUGACUAGGAUUUUGAUUUAAAAUCUGUAUAAAAAAAAUGCCAUCAUCGAGUGGAAAUAAAGAGUCCGACGACAGUCAGACAUGGGAGUUAGCAGAACGGUGUUUACUACCCAUUGCAUUUUCACAUGCAAUUGCAGUCAUCCUGGCAACUAUAUUGAAUACUUUUGGGAUUUCACAAACAUCUAGCUUUGUGCUCUUCUUGUUGCUAUUAGUUAUAUCUAUAGGAUCUACAUUGUUCUACCAUAAUCUAAAGGUUACUACAGCAGGAAAGGCAGUGCUAAUCACAGGUUGCGAUUCGCGAGUCGGAUAUGCUUUAGCUAAACAGCUGGAUGACUUGGGCUUUACUGUAUUUGCUGGAUUCACUAAUAAAGCUGACAAUGAAGAGAUCAUGCAAAAAUUGAAACAUGAUGCUUCCGGAAGAUUGCACGCAUUACAAUUGGAUGUUACCAACGAAUGUGAUAUACAUUCAACUUUCCUUUAUGUCAAUGAAAACUUGCCCGAUGGAGCUCCUGGAUUAUGGGCACUCGUGCAUGCUGCUGCCUGGGUAACUCUUGGAGAAUGCGAGUGGGUGCCCCCAUCUGUUCUCAAGCGAAGCAUAGAUAUCAACUUCAUUGGCCUAGCACGUUUAACUCAGGUAUUUCUACCCUUGGUCAGGAGGUCGAAGGGUCGAAUUGUUCUUGUUAGCAGCCUCUUGGCACGGAUACCGAGCCCUGUUCGAGGCAUUUAUUGCGCGCUUAAGGCCGCUAUAGAAGCUUGGGGCUCUUGCUUAAGAUUGGAGAUGCGGAGAUGGGGUGUGGAUGUUGUAAUUGUCGAAACUGGAGAAUACGUGUCUGGUAAUGCAUGGCUAAAGGACAAUACUGCAUUGUUAGAGCAGGCUAGAGAUAUGUGGACUCAAUUGGAUCCCCAAACUCGUAAGGAAUAUGGUCAAGAGUUGUUUCAGGCGGAAAUGUUGGCUUUAGAAAAGUACACUCAGGGACCAGAAGCAGAUUUAACCGCUGUUACGAGAACCCUAACGGAUGCUGUGGUAAAGACUUUCCCGAUGCGACGGUAUACACCUGUAACGCGCAGUGAAAGAAUGCAAGCAUUGUGUAAUCAUUAUCUGCCAAAACCAAUUUAUGACAUAUUGUAUGAAAAUUAAAUAUAUCUCCUGCGCAAUAUAUAUAUAUAUAUAUAUAUUGACAAACCAAUGCUCAGAAAGAAUACAAUUGGAAAGAGAUACUUCUUGAGAAUAAAUGACACUAUAACAAUAAGUCUUACAUAAAACAGAAAAAAGGCAAAAACUUUUAUAGCAGAUUAUAUAAUUGUCCAAAACACUGCCUAUGUAAAAUAGCUGCAGCGAAACACUGUGCAAAUUUAAUAAAGUUAAUAAAUAUAUAAAAUUACAAAAUUUAUAC